Penaeus monodon (black tiger shrimp) is the source of this 1122-nucleotide messenger RNA. Its product is annotated as metabotropic glutamate receptor 8-like. Gene Ontology annotation, biological process: regulation of synaptic transmission, glutamatergic; G protein-coupled glutamate receptor signaling pathway. NCBI's taxonomy places the organism in Eukaryota, Metazoa, Arthropoda, Malacostraca, Decapoda, Penaeidae. Gene Ontology annotation, molecular function: adenylate cyclase inhibiting G protein-coupled glutamate receptor activity. Gene Ontology annotation, cellular component: membrane. The record is from RefSeq and is a predicted model, not a curated record.
AGCAAGUGAGAGUGGACCGAGCUUGCGUCUGGCCCGCCCCCCGGCCCUCGCUGGACCACAGGCGGGCCCGGACCGGCCCUCGUGGUCUGGCCAUUUGCUCCUUCCAUAACCCUUGGAUAGAAAGAGAGACAGUGGUUGCCCUCGAGUCGAGGUGAGGUGAGCGUGUGUCUGUGAUUGUUGCCGGCCGGGAGGAAAGAGCGGCUCGAGCAGUGCGUUCGGCCGGCGCGCCGCCAGCCCGAGUGGGCGCCGUGAGCAUGUGAGAAGGAGCCCAGUGACCUGCUAACCCCGAGCGCGGGAGCGACGAUGCCCCGAGGUGGCCGAGCGCGGAGGGGCGAGCGAGGCAGUAGCUGAGGGCAGCCAUGUGCUCCCGUGCGCCGCCCUUCUGUAGGCCCGCCAUGGCACUCCAGGCGCCCCAGCAUCCUGCCGUGGCACCCCAGGCACCUCAGCGUCUCGCGAGGCCCCGGGGACUGCCUGCCUAUGCCCCUGCCCCCUGCCAUAGAGCUGCCCAGGGCGGUGAUCCUCCCGCGGCGCCGGCAGCUAUGCCAGGAACGGGUCGCGCCACAGGGACAUACCCGCCUCUCGACACCGGCCAGUCGGGCAGGGACGCCCUGCCUGGGCACGGGGGAGCCCCCGAGUGUUCCAGCAGGUGUUGUGCGAACAGCAGCCCGCGUGUGCAACGUGACGGUUUACUGGAGACGAGACAAGGAAUCUUGAUAGAGAAUAAAGGCAUUAGUUUCCUAAGCGGUUUCCUGAGGUCGAGGGGGCGCGGGGGAGGCGGGGGCUUGGCGCUGCUCGUGGUGGCGGCGGCCCUGGCGGUGCUGGCCGGGCCCUCGCGCGCCGGAAACCCCGACAAGGUCAAGAUGAUCAAGCUGUCCGGCGACGUGAUCUUCGGCGGGAUGUUCCCCAUGCACGAGAGGGGCGUGGACGAGCCCUGCGGCUCCAUCAAGGAGGAGAAGGGCAUCCAGCGCAUGGAGGCCAUGCUCUACGCCCUCGACGAGAUCAACCGCGACCCCAACCUCCUGCCCAAUAUCACUCUCGGCGCCCUCAUCCUCGACACUUGCUCCUCCGACACCUACGCCCUCGAGCAAUCCAUGGAAUUCUUCAAGUCGUCGCUCAACCAGG